AUGUCCAACAUUAUCGCAUCUGUUAAUGAGCAUUAUCCCGAUUUUAAAAACAUUAUUUUGUACCAAAACAGUGGUAAGUUAAAUGUUGACUUCGAAAAAAUCUAUGAAGUUAUCAUAAAUUUAUAUGAAGAAAAAGAAUGGAAACCAAUCAAGGCAAAAUUGGUACCGGGUAUUAAACAGUACAAAGAAUUUAAGUUUGAAUAUGGGGGUACCAAGUACAUGCUCGUCAAUAAACGAACAAUCAGUAAUGAAGAAAUCCAAAUGAACUCAUUAACCGAUUCGACUACGUUAAAACAACAAGUUUUGAAAAAUGAAAAUUUUAAAAAUUUUGCUGUUGAUGUUUUGAAGUUUGUCACAGUUUCUACCUCCUCUAGAGUCAAAAAUGAAUUUGUUGAGACUUUUUCAAAAACUCUUGACAAUAUCCAUCAGGUAUCAAGAUUUAUUUAUGAACAUAAAGACAAGAAAACUGUUGCUGUUUCUUUUGAAGAAUCCAAAUUACGUCACUAUCUUUCUGAAUGGAAAUUAGAUUUAUUAAGAAGCCAUAAAAAUAAGGAUGGUUAUGUUCAAAUCGGCUAUGAUCAACUGAUUGCUCUUUUGCGUGCUACAGUUAAGUCUGUUAAUAAACAACGUCAACAGAAAGAAGAGGCCGCUCGUAAGUUAAUGGAAGAAACUAUUUCAGCUGCUGUUACAGAACAUGAACAAUUGGUUUCAGAUCUUGCUCCUUUUCAUACUAUUCUACAAUUGAAUGGAUCUUACCUCAAACAAUCUAGCGUCAUUCAAGCUAAAGCGAAAGACGAAUGGCUCAAGCAACCUAGAGAUGCGAGAAAAGAAGGGUUUGAUGCGUGGGCUCAGGCAUGGUGGUGUGAAAAUAAAGCAGAUGCUAUUAUGAUCGAGUUCGACAAAUUAGCUAAAGAUUCGACAUUAGGUGCGUUUCUUGCAAAACAAAAUGCGUUUCAAGAGUAA
Molecule: messenger RNA, 963 nt
Organism: Saccharomycodes ludwigii
Lineage: Eukaryota; Fungi; Ascomycota; Saccharomycetes; Saccharomycodales; Saccharomycodaceae
Exons: 1
Coding region: 1-963 (320 amino acids)
Source: RefSeq, a predicted model, not a curated record